Aspergillus ruber CBS 135680 is the source of this 1260-nucleotide messenger RNA. Its product is annotated as Zn(II)2Cys6 transcription factor domain-containing protein. The coding region runs from base 1 to 1260 and encodes 419 amino acids. Gene Ontology annotation, molecular function: DNA-binding transcription factor activity, RNA polymerase II-specific; zinc ion binding. The transcript is spliced from 2 exons. The record is from RefSeq and is a predicted model, not a curated record. Gene Ontology annotation, biological process: regulation of transcription by RNA polymerase II. NCBI's taxonomy places the organism in Eukaryota, Fungi, Ascomycota, Eurotiomycetes, Eurotiales, Aspergillaceae.
AUGACGAGACUUGUGAGAUCACGGCGCACACAUCACAAAUCGCGCUCGGGAUGCAGUAAUUGUAAGCGGAGGCGUAUUAAGUGUGACGAGAAAAAGCCCAUCUGCACAAACUGCGCCAACCAUGAGGUCGAAUGCACUUUUUCUGCGCGUGAAAGCUCCGAGUUAUCUUCCGCUGCAUCCGGAUCCUUAUCGCCUAGUGAACGGCGUCCUCAAGAAAAAAAGUACCGGUUCCGAACCUCUCAAUAUACAACUGAGAUCUCGAAUAGAACGGCCCAAUCACCAGCCUUAAAGACCACAGAAAUGCCAUAUAAAGAUGUUUCUACUGAAGCGAGCAUGGAAUCCAUCUCAAUGGUUGACCUUCAACUCUUCCACCACUUUCUCGUCUCUACAAUCCCCACCACGGUUGACGACGAUCAUGGGCGCGCUGUCUGGCAGAAUCACGUCGUGCAAUGGGCUUUUGAGUUCCCUUCAAUUAUGCAUCUCCUAUUGGCACUAUCAGCAUUGCACAUGGGUCACGGGAAACCGGCCUUGCGGGUGCAGUAUCUCCAACAAGCCGACGACCAUUUCACAUUCGGAGUCCAAUCCGUCACAGCAGUGCUCUCCGAACUCAACGCAGACACAUGUCAAAAAGUGUAUAUAUCUGCCGUGAUGAUCUGUUUCGCAUACUUUGGACGAGGGCCCCGACCAGGGGAGUAUCUUGUUUUCAGCGACAAUGGCCCCGCGGAAUGGCUGGUUCUCAUGCACGGCGUGAAGUUGAUUUUGGAAUCUCACCGUAAAAAGGUGUUUAGCGGGGUUUUAGAGCCCAAGCCAAGCUCUGACAUCCCAAACAUGAGCCCAUCAAUGCAAAAUGAAAUGCAGGAGUACACCGCACAAGUCCAAGGCCUUCAGCGCCUCGUCGAUAUACAGCAUUCAUGGGACGCGGGAGACCGGGUCAUGUACGUAUCGGCUAUCGACAACCUAACAUCCACCCUGGAAGAAGUAUACCAGAAACGCUCCCUUCACAAGCCAGCCGUUGGUUUAAUGCACAUAUUAAUAGGAUGGCUAUAUCGCCUGCCUCGGGACUUCGUGGCAGAGUUGGAGCGGAAGAAUCCAUUGGCGCUCGUCAUUCUUGCGCAUUGGGCUGGGCUAUUGAAGUAUAUGGAGUCUGUGUGGUUUAUGAGGGGGUGGGGGGAGCAUGUGUUGAAUGGGGUUUGUGCGUUUUUGCCGGCUGAUUUGUUGGGGUGGAUAGAAUGGCCGAUGGAGCGUGUGCAAAAGGAGUGA